Plasmopara halstedii is the source of this 2367-nucleotide messenger RNA. RefSeq names its product kinesin-like protein kif6. Lineage: Eukaryota; Oomycota; Peronosporomycetes; Peronosporales; Peronosporaceae. Gene Ontology annotation, biological process: mitotic spindle organization; microtubule-based movement. The record is from RefSeq and is a predicted model, not a curated record. The coding region runs from base 1 to 2367 and encodes 788 amino acids. Gene Ontology annotation, molecular function: microtubule binding; microtubule motor activity; ATP binding. The transcript has 5 exons.
AUGAAUCGAGACAUUGAUAAUAACACACAUGAUGACGAUGAAGAGGACACAACGUCAACAUUAAAUGAAGAUGAAAGCCAGCAGACUGACGAAGAUUCAAACAUUCGCAUUUACUUGCGUAUGAAGCCGUCAAAAAAACCGUCAAACUUUUUUUCGUGGGAUGAAGAGACUAAUAUGAUGCAGUAUGAUAUUCCAAAAGAUGUUGCAGCUGGACUCAUCAACAACUCGCGUACAUCAUACAAAUUUCGAUUUGAUUCGGUCAUUGGUAUGGAAGCCAAACAGGAAGAAGUCUUUGACCGAGUCGGACGUCCUUGUGUCGAGAGUGCAUUGAACGGCUUUAAUUCGACCGUUUUUGCAUACGGACAAACUGGAUCGGGAAAAACUUUUACUAUCACUGGUGGAGCAGAGCGAUACGACGAUCGCGGACUUAUUCCUCGUGCGUUGUCAAUGAUUUUUGAGCGAAUGCGCAAUAACCACGAACAGAUCAUAGCUCACGUCUCAUAUCUAGAAAUUUACAACAAUCAAGGCUAUGAUCUUUUGGAUCCGAAUCAUGAAUCAACAACGUCGUUAGAAGAUCUACCGCGUGUGGCAAUGCUGGAAGAUGAAGACGGAAACUGCCACUUACGCAACUUGUCCAUGCAUCCCGUCACAACGGAGGAAGAUGCCUUGAAUCUGCUCUUUUUAGUGGGGAGUGAAGUGGUUCUACGCUCCAAGCUGCAUCUUGUCGAUCUAGCAGGAUCGGAGCGAGCACAUAAGACUGGUGCAAAGGGACAACUACUGCGUGAAGCUGCGUACAUUAACACAAGCUUACACUAUCUUGAAAUGGUCAUUGUGGCAUUACAUGAAAAGAAUACCAAGGGUAGGACACAUAUUCCAUAUCGAAAUUCCAUGAUGACAUCGGUACUUCGUGACUCGCUCGGCGGCAAUUGUAAGACGGUCAUGGUCGCGACAGUGAGUCCUGAAAAGAACCAAACUGAUGAAUCCGUGUCAACGUGUCGUUUUGCUCAGCGAGUGGCGCGUGUCAAGAAUGACGCGCGGCUGAAUGAAGAAAUUGAUCCUGCAGUGAUGAUUCGCCAGCUUAAAGCGCGUGUAGCUUGCCUUGAAGAGGAAAUUGCUGUCCUUAAGGGAGAUGUGAAUGAAGGCGCAGAGCUCAAAGAGUACGAAAUGGAUAAGCUGCGACAAAAGUGUUUGGCGUUUGUAAAUGAUAUGGAUCCAGACGCCCACUUGUCGAUGGGAGAGUUUACCUACACGAGGAUGAAGGCAUGUUUUGAAAUUCUUAAGGGUAUGGCAAAAGGUACAGGUGAGUCAGCAGCGUCUGGAUGCAAUUCCAUUGGAAGUUCUGGUGUCAAACUUCUUUCGGCUGGUAGUGGUGGGAAUAAUCUUGAGCUCGAGCAACGAGUUCAUGAACUUGAAGAGCUCGUUCAACAGCGUGACAAUGAAGUUGCCAUUAUGGUCAACAUGAUCCGAAAGGAAUCAGGGGCUCUCAUACCUGCAGAGCUACAAACGAGAGGGUUCGUUAAGUACACAAGUAAUCAGGACGAGCCAAAAGAUGGGAUGCUACGAACGAAGCAAAGUGCGUUAAGCAAGCCAUUGAGUAACUACGCAUCAUCUUUGAAGAUUGAUCCAGCGAUAUUAGACGACCCAGUUAAAGCAUUUGAAGCCUUUAAGACACAAUAUCCAAAGAAUGACGCGAUUCGGGACAAUAAAGUUGCUCUCAAGCGUAAGUAUGACGCAGCUAAAGCUCUUGCGAAUGAAGUGAAUGAUGCACGGAAUCAGAUAAAGGCGUUAACGGUACAAAUUGAGAAGCUCCGAAAGCAGCAAGCAAUGGCCAAUGAAGGUUUACUAGGGACAAGAGACGAAGACGAAACUUUUAGUCCAGAUUCAACAAUGGCGACUGCAGCUCGAGCAGAUUUUGACACCGCAGAACAAAAUCUGAAAGCUCAAAUCGACAUGCAUAAAAGUGCGUACAAGAAAGGGUUUAAUGAGUUGAGUGAGCUGAAAAAGGAGAUUCAACAUAUUCAGAAGAUGCUCGAAAUGGGGCGUCUUAAGUUACAAAAAGAGUUUGACUUGUGGUACCAGCGGCAAGGAAAAGGAGCUCUUUUGACGGAAACGCUUCUCGCUCAAGCCAAGCCAGACGCCAAAAACGCUUUUGAUAUUCAAUCGGUGGAGUCAAAACCAACCAAAUUUACUUCCGAAGAACGACCUGAACGAGUAGUUUGUAAAUCAACAGCUUGGGAUCCACAACUUACUUCCAAAAGCACCUCUUCGUCAGCAAGACUGAGUACUGCUAGCACGGUUGAUGACGAUGUUUCGGAGUUUUACGAAGCUCUUGAUAUUCUUAAGCGUCGCAAUAAGACAAGAAAGUAA